AUGAAAAUUCGAAGCGGUGCUAGCUUUUCUAGCAUUCAAGAAUUUUUGACAUUUUUCGAAGCAUACAAAAUUGUCAACUUCGCACCUUUCCGAGUUGGCAAUUCCGAGCUUCUCAAACAGAAAGAUGAAAGUGUAGAAUUUGUAAAUCGGUUCAAAUAUAAAUAUGUUAAUUAUCACUGUGCACGUUAUGGCCCUAUACGCUGCAGAGGCAGAAACAUAAGAAGAUACAGAUCGUAUUUUGCAUUGCACUGUGACGCAGUUUUGCGCUUGCGACUCUCUCGCGAUACUUUGACUUUGCGCAUUACAACUUUCCGGGAUGAGCAUAGCCACGCACAAAAUGAAGAGAAGUAUUUAAGAGUGGUAGGGCGAAGAAAGAGAGGCGAACUGAAGUACCGAUUAGAAAGUAAAACAGAAAAUGCUGAAGCAGCAACUACUUCUGCAGCCAUCAAAAAGAGCAAGGCUGACAAAGUGAACAAUUCUGCAGCCACCAGAAAGAACGAGACUGGAGAGGAUUCCACUCCUGUACCCAUUAAAAGAAGAAGAACUAAACAAAUGAUCGAUUCUGAUUUAGAUACCACUGGAGUGAUUGAUUCUAAUGUCUCUCCUGAAAAUUUGAAUAUCAAGGACUCAGAAGAAGCAAAUAAAAAUGCUUCAGUUACUGACCAAAAAUCUAACAUCAGCAAUAAGGUAGCAAUCAACUUGAAUAUUAGUGAUUCAGCAAGAGAGAGUGAAGUCACUUCAAUCACUGCUGAAGGAGGUGACAGCGGUACAGUAGUUGAUUCAACUACCAAUGAAUUGACAGCAAGAAAUGAUCAAAAUGGCAGCAGUGUUGUUACUGAUAAUCCGAUUGCUGCUGUGACGAACGAUCAAAAUCCUUUUGUGCUAGGUUUUGUCAAUGCUGUGCAUUACAAUUUAUUUUAUCAGCACAUGAUGAAUGCGCAAUUCAAUUACAUGUUUUAUGUAACUCCGUAUGCAGUUUAUCAGAAUCAACUCAAUGAAUAG
Thelazia callipaeda (thelaziosis nematode) is the source of this 1002-nucleotide messenger RNA. Lineage: Eukaryota; Metazoa; Nematoda; Chromadorea; Rhabditida; Thelaziidae. The record is from the annotation of a GenBank genome assembly.